Caenorhabditis elegans is the source of this 2359-nucleotide messenger RNA. RefSeq names its product S1 motif domain-containing protein (gene ZK973.1). Gene Ontology annotation, molecular function: nucleic acid binding. The coding region runs from base 1 to 2238 and encodes 745 amino acids. The record is from RefSeq and is marked reviewed. Lineage: Eukaryota; Metazoa; Nematoda; Chromadorea; Rhabditida; Rhabditidae. The transcript has 7 exons.
AUGAAACGCCAAAGGCUCGUCGAUAAGGAAUGGAUUCUGCAAUUCCCUAUCGAGUAUUUUAUCCAUAAGGAAGUACAUGAGUUAAACUCAACACAGGCUCAAAGGCUAGUCAGCUUGUUCAAAAAUGGAUGCGAAACUGCCUACAUUGCACGAUAUCGAGGAGAUGUGCACGGUUAUUUGGCACCGGAAAAGAUCAGAAAGGCAAUGGAAGCAUACGUGGAUGCAAAAAAUCUGAACAAUAAAGUCAGCUCAGCCAUCUCAACUGUGACAGCAAAAGUCGCCGGAGCACAGGAGAAGAUCAUAGUCACAGAAAGGUUCAAGAGAUGUGAGGAAUUCGAUGAAGUCACCGAUAUUUCUAAAGAAUAUUCUACUGGGACAAGAAAAACGAAAGCGAAUAUUGCCAGGGCCCUGGGCCUCGAGCCUCCAGCACAGUCGAUUCUCGAUGGAAACUUUGUUGAUUUUAAAAGUCUGUUGUCAAAUGGUCUGAAAACUGUCAAAGAUGUUGAAGAACAUUUGAAGAUUUGCCUGGCCGAUUUGAUUAACAGAGACGAAGAAGUUCGCAAAGUUUCUGCAAACAUUGAUAUUCUGAAGAAGGAAUGUCGGGUUUCCGCGAAGCUAAGCAGAGAAGCGGAAAAAAAUAGAAAAGACCUGGAAAAGAGAGGCAUCAUUGAAAAAUACAAAAACUUCAUCGGAGAAAAGUGGAAUGCAGAGGAUAUCCGUGAUCAUACUGUCUCUGCACUGAAUAAAGGUUUUGAUGAAGGCAUCAUUACGUGGAAAAUUGAAUGUGAAUUCAACGACGCUAAGUAUAUUCAUCCGUUCUCGAGGAAAAGUGUGUAUUUUGGCAUGAAAAACUUUUAUCAAGAGGCUCUCGCUUAUUCCAUCAAAAAUUAUUUUAUUCCGAGAAUUGAACGGAAAAUGGCAAAUCAUCUGAAGGAUAAGGCAAAAGAUCGAUCAAUUGUUCUGUUCGGUGAGAAUGUUGACCAACUGCUGUCUCAAGAAGGAAUCCGUGACAAGUUUGUCAUCGCUUUGGAUCCAGGCAGAAGCAAAAUCAAAACUGCGUUUUUGAAGCCAACUGGCGAAGUCGUUGAUAUGAGUAGUUUUUCGAUUUAUGGAACAAGAUUUGACGGAGGAGGCGUCGAUUUGUUGAAGAAAUGGUCGCAGCAAACAGAGAGAAAAGAUAUUGUAUUCGCAAUUGGAAAUGGUACGAAUACAUACAAUACACAGAUUGCUGUAUCAGAUAUGAUCAACAGCAAUGUGUUCCCCAAAGAAAUUAAUGUGUCUUACUGUAUUGUCCCUGAACAUGGCGCUUCGAAGUAUAGUUGCACUCCAUCUGCAAUUGAAGAGUUUGGAGAAAAUGCGGAGAUAACAGAAAUUUCUGCAGUUUCAAUCGGUAGACGUCUUAUUGAUCCAAUGUCAGAAUACGUGAAGAUCGAACCACAACACUUGGGAAAAGGACAAUAUCAACUUUCUGUGGACCCGAAAAAAUUGAACGAAAGUUUGCUGAAUGUUGUACGCGACAGAGUCUCCUUCAACGGUGUUGAUCUGAAUACAGCCAGCAAGAAUUUGCUUCAAAGAAUCAACGGACUCAAUGAGAAAACUGCCAAAGAAAUUGUACAGUAUCGGGAGCAGAAUGGCAGAUUCAGAUCAAGAGCAGAAUUGAAAGAAGUCAAAGGAAUAGGCGCUCUCACUUUCCAACAAUGUGCCGGAUUCCUGACUGUGUCUCGUCCAGAUGACGCCGAAGAUGGACCACCAAAGAAAAAGUUCAAAAAGUCUUCAACAUCCAAGGAAUGGAAUCCAUUUGACGAGACUAUAGUUCAUCCGGAUGACUAUAGAACUGGUGAAAGCUUGCUGGGAAAGCUGAAUGUCAGCAUCGAAGAUAUAACUGGCAGAAUAAAAUCAUUUUCAAUAUCACGACUCACCGCCGAGGAGGCUAAAGUUCUCAAUUUGCUUCAAAAUCUUACACUGAAGACCAAAAUGAAGCCUCCACCACCAUUAAGAACAAAAGUUGGUCAAAUUCGUGAUCUUGCUGAAGGCCAGAGAUUUACCGGAACGGUGUCGAACAAGACCGAUUUCGGAGUUUUCAUCGAUAUUGGAGUCGGACAAGAUGGACUUGCGCACAUCAGCCAUUUCAAGGACGGACACUAUUCAUUGAUGCUUCCAUCUGUCAAUGACAGUGUCGAAGUUGUUAUUGAUAAAAUUAGAGAAGACGGAAAAAUUUCCCUCAGUCCGGUUUAUUAAAACGAGUUCGAGGAACGGCGUAUAAAGUGUCAUCAUCAUUCCAUUUUAAUGCAUGUACUAAUUUCUUAUUUUUGAGCAAACGCAUCAUACAGAUAAUAGGUAAUAAACUUGUUUUCUGACU